Messenger RNA from Funneliformis geosporum, 240 nucleotides. Lineage: Eukaryota; Fungi; Glomeromycota; Glomeromycetes; Glomerales; Glomeraceae. The record is from the annotation of a GenBank genome assembly.
AAUCUCAUAUAGCAAAUUUAAUUAAAAAUAGUUUUCCUGAUUUAUAUUUAGAUUUUAAUAUUAAUUUACCAACAAUUCAAACUAAGCUAUCAUUUUUUAAAAGUUUUGGAAUAAAUUUUAGUAUAGGAGAACCAGAUAUAAUAAAUGAAAUAAGACAAGGUGCUACUGAUUUACAUCGAGAUAAUAAUGAUUGCUUAUAUGCUUUUUGUGUAAUAAUAGUCUUUGGAAAUUUUGAAGGUG